AUGUCCACUGAGAGUCCAGAAAGGGCAACCAAUAGUGGUUCACUUGACGAGUUCCUUGGAUUCAGGGAGGAAGUACACGUGACAAUGGACAAUCACACAAAGGAACUUCAAAAAUUAUCACACGGCGGAUGCAAUGACGAUCAAGAUGCUGUCACUUUGUUAACCAAUACCGUUGUUGCUGAUAAAGCCAAACAUAACCCAAAUUCGGAAAGGAACCCAGAUAUAGAGGUCACUAGCAAUAGUUUAACAGUGUCGUCCAUGACGAAAAAUCAAAUCAUGAAAAAUCUUUCUAUGAUAUGUACAUCUUUUUUCCUGAUGUUUACCUCCUUUCACUCGAUGUUGAGUUUACUGACUUCCCUAAGUAAAGAAGAGGGAAUGGGCACAUUUGCAAUAUUCAUAGAAUGUUCUUUCUUCAUGAUUUCGGCUAUGUUUUUGGCAUCUUUUUCCAUCGACCGAUUCGGCGUGAAACUGACUUUGUUUCUCUCUACGUUUACGACUUUAUCUUUAAUGGCGGCCAAUCUAUAUCCGGUGUGGGCUAUUAUGGUUCCAGCUUCUAUCGUAUGUGGACUUGGUGCGGGACCAAUGUGGGCAUCUCAAUCGGCAUAUGUUUCAGAACUUUCCAAACACUACGCCAAUAUAACCCAAACAAAACUGAAGGAUUCUCUCAGUUUUUUCUUUGGGAUAUUCUUCAUGUCUUUGAAUGGAAGUAAGAUAACAGGAAAUUUGUUAUCCUCACUUCUACUGAAACAAAACACACAGGCCAACACAUCCAUGACGUUGGAGGAAAUUGAGGAUUGUGUAGCAAAUAAACAAGAAGCUGUCAGCAAUGCUACCAGUCUGGAACGACCAGAUGACAUGACGAUUUAUACCAUUUGUGGUACAUGGAUUGGAAUAGCCUCUUUAGGAAUUGUUGUUAGCGCUUUCCUGUCACCUGUUACUAUUUAUGGAGAUGAGUAUAAGGAUGGGAAAAGGGAAGCAAUAUACAGUAAAUUCUUGGCUUCAACCAAACAUUUCUGGAACUCGAGAUUACAAAAAAUCCUCAUUCCACUUUCGAUGUAUUACGGCAUUUCAAAUGGAUUUCUUAUUGCAGAUUUUACGAAGUCAAUUGUGGGCUGUACACUUGGAAUACAAACAGUCGGUGACGUCAUGCUUUGUAGUGGAAUAUUAAAUACCGUUUCUGCAGUACUGGUUGGACCUCUAACAAAACACUUCGGACAUUUGCCGUUCUUUACAAUCGCAUUUCUUUGCUUUGGCGGAGUACAAGUUUCUUUACUUAUAUGGAAACCUGGACCGGAAAACGGAUACCCCUUUUUCAUAUUUGGUAGUAUUUGGGGAGUGGCGGACGCCAUAUUGAAAAUACAAGUUAUGACAAUCUAUGGCCACUUAUUUGCUGACAAUAUAGAGGCAGCUUACGGAAGCUAUUUCAUGCUGGAAGCCGCUGGAUUCAUUACUUCGACGGCCUACAGUGUAUUUUUGUCUACCGACGUCAAGCUAUAUAUCCUUCUGAGCUUUUUGGUGUGUAGUGCAAUAUCGUACUACACUGUGGAAUACAUAGACAGGAAACAAAACAAACGACAAGAUGUGGAGCAGUAA
Ylistrum balloti is the source of this 1593-nucleotide messenger RNA. Its product is annotated as protein unc-93 homolog A-like. Bases 1 to 1593 code for a protein of 530 amino acids. The transcript has 6 exons. Lineage: Eukaryota; Metazoa; Mollusca; Bivalvia; Pectinida; Pectinidae. The record is from RefSeq and is a predicted model, not a curated record.